Molecule: messenger RNA, 2913 nt
Organism: Wasmannia auropunctata (little fire ant)
Lineage: Eukaryota; Metazoa; Arthropoda; Insecta; Hymenoptera; Formicidae
Product: cyclic nucleotide-gated cation channel alpha-3
Exons: 13
Coding region: 1-2913 (970 amino acids)
Biological process (GO): monoatomic cation transmembrane transport
Cellular component (GO): intracellular cyclic nucleotide activated cation channel complex; plasma membrane
Molecular function (GO): intracellularly cGMP-activated cation channel activity; cGMP binding; intracellularly cAMP-activated cation channel activity
Source: RefSeq, a predicted model, not a curated record
AUGUCUUCGGGCGCCAAGCGACUGGUGCAGUCGCUUAGGGGCCGAACGGGGGGCAGGGGCACCGGCGGCGGUCGUUCCGACGCCGGUGCCGGGGAGGAUAGCGGCGUCGGGGGUGGCGGGGCCAGCACCAGCGCGACGAGACUGUGCCAUUACGACAGCGGGCACGAGCUCGACGAGAUCUCGGUGAUCGGGGCCACCGUCAGGGACAACGAGGGGCUGACGACGCCCACCACGCCGUGUCACUGCAGGAGCAUCAAGUAUGGCAGUGGACAGACGCUUUGCAGCAUCGCCGGAUUGCCGCCCGCCCCCGCCAUACCCGCGCACAGAGCACAGUCCGGUGCCAUCACAGGCGGGGUGAGACAUCGUCUAAGCUGUGGCUCCGCGUCCGCCCUGAGCUACGGGGGCGAGAAGUACGGCAGAAGCGGUAGGUCCGGCGACGGUAGGACCGGGGGCGGCGGCAGGGAGAAGGAGGAUGACACCAAGAGCGCGGAGAACGUGUCCAGGGGGGUUUUACCCUCGAGGCAGAGCCUCUUGGACCUCGUCAGCGGUAAAUUCAUGGGCCGACACACACCCACUCACCACUACUACUAUCAGCAGCAGCAGCAGGUGUAUUCUGUGUCGCAGCGAUACUUCAGCUCGUCGCGGGACUCGCUUCAGGGGGGAUACGUGAAUCGGGGGGCGAGCGAGCUCGAUCUGAGCCGCAAGCCGAGAAGAAGGGACCACCUAAGGGGCAGAUUCAAGCUGCCAUAUACAGUUGCGCUCACGUCCUCGCGUGACCAAUCGCACCUCCACACACCGGCAUCAGUCAAUCAUCUCAGCAACAGUAGCUGCAACGGCACUGAAACGAGGUACACGGCGCAACAACAGCAACAGCAACGCGGUAGUAGAGGCUUUCCCGGGCAACCUGGAUCGAGGGGUUUUCGCACGGGCGCGCCAAAUUGGUCCUUCAUCUUCGAUCCUGCGGGACGUCUCUGUUACUAUUGGUCGAUGGUGGUUUCUCUUGCCUUUCUUUACAACUUCUGGGUGAUCAUCUAUAGGUUUGCCUUCCAGGAGAUCAACGGAGAAACUCGUUGGGUGUGGUUCUGCCUGGACUACUUCUCGGAUUUUUUAUACGUGCUCGACAUAAUAUUUCACAUUCGAACGGGAUACUUGGAAGACGGCGUGCUGCAAACCGACGCCACGAAAUUGAGAAAUCAUUAUACGAACAGCACCACGUUUUACAUAGACAUCCUGUGCCUGCUGCCCCUCGACUUUUUAUACUUAUCUAUAGGAUUUAACAGUAUGCUGCGAAGUUUUAGACUCGUAAAAAUUUACCGGUUCUGGGCGUUCAUGGACAGGACCGAGCGACACACGAACUACCCGAAUCUGUUUCGCUCCACCUCCUUGAUACAUUAUCUACUAGUGAUCUUUCACUGGAACGGGUGCCUCUAUCACAUUAUUUAUAAGAACAACGGCUUCGGCAGUAAGAACUGGGUGUUCAGCGACUCCGAGACGGCGGACGUUGUCAAGCAAUAUCUGCAAAGCUACUACUGGUGCACUCUCGCCCUAACGACCAUCGGUGAUCUGCCCAGACCGAGAAGUAAGGGCGAGUAUCUCUUUGUGAUUGGCCAGCUGUUCUUCGGUCUGCUGCUAUUCGCAACGGUGCUGGGUCACGUCGCAAACAUCGUCACUUCCGUCAGCGCGGCGCGGAAGGAGUUUCAGGCGAAGCUGGACGGCGUCAAGACUUACAUGCGGAUGAGGAGAGUGCCGAAUCAUUUGCAGGUUAAAGUUAUCAAGUGGUUCGACUACUUGUGGCUGACGCAGAAGUGCUCCGACGAAGAGAAAGCAGUGAGUUGUCUUCCAGAUAAGCUGAAGGCAGAGAUCGCGAUAAACGUGCACCUGGACACGCUGAGGAGGGUCGAGAUCUUCCAGAACACGGAGGCUGGCUUCCUGUGCGAGCUGGUGCUGCGACUACGGCCCGUUCUUUUCUCACCUGGCGACUACAUCUGCCGCAAAGGUGAGGUGGGAAAGGAGAUGUACAUAGUGAAUAGGGGCCGACUGCAGGUGGUGGCCGACAACGGGAAGACGGUGCUCGCCACCCUUAAAGCGGGUUCCUACUUCGGGGAGAUCAGCAUUCUCAAUAUGGGGACCGCAGGUAAAGAGUGCGGUAACCGGCGAACAGCCAGCGUGCGCUCGGUCGGCUACUCGGACCUCUUCGUCCUCAGCAAGAAGGACAUGUGGGACGUGCUCAAGGAGUAUCCGGCUGCCAGGGUGCGCCUUGAAGCCAUCGCAGUCAAGAGGCUGGAGAAGUACAAGAGAGCUCCUCUGGAGAAAGUCGCCAUGGGCAGGUGCCAGAGCACGCCCGGCCUGGUGGAGUCGCGGGGCCGCGUGUCGCUGGAGGACAUGUGGAUAUCGCCGGUCGACCUCAAGUCCACCCACGCGUACUCGACCGCCGCCUCGCUGUUCACGCCGAGCCCGAGCCCGGUGACGGCCCGCGCGAUGCCGGUCGCGGGGGCGCCGGCCGACACGAACAACGUGCCCAUCAGGGGCACGGAGAGCCCGAUGAGCGGGGCCAGCAGCGGCCCCAGCAGCGAGGACCAGACGGCCAGGGCGCUGCCGUCAGCCGCGACCCAAGCCUCCACCGGCAGGCAGUCCACCCAUUCCGGCAUGACUUGCAACAGCAUGACGCAGCUGGUGAGCGAGGGUACGACACCUCUGUUCGGCACCCACGAGGCCCUGCUGGCGGAGAUUCAGCGUCUCCGCGAGCGCCUGAAAUGCCUGGAGACCGAGAACGCGACGAUGAGCAUCAAGCUGAACCAACAGCAGUGGGAGGUCGAGCACCGGCUGGCCGAAAUCGAGAUGCAGAUCUGCGGGGCGAGCUCGACCUCGAGCGUCGAGGACAACAAUGAGAGAAAUCGGGAGAGCAUCAUUUAA